Gekko japonicus is the source of this 2091-nucleotide messenger RNA. RefSeq names its product migration and invasion enhancer 1 (gene MIEN1). The record is from RefSeq and is a predicted model, not a curated record. The transcript has 4 exons. Gene Ontology annotation, biological process: negative regulation of apoptotic process; positive regulation of filopodium assembly. The coding region runs from base 188 to 526 and encodes 112 amino acids. NCBI's taxonomy places the organism in Eukaryota, Metazoa, Chordata, Lepidosauria, Squamata, Gekkonidae.
AGAAAGCCCACAAACAAAAGCCAGCGCGCGCAAAAGAACCGGAAGUACUCCUUCUCCCCCCCUCGCUCGGUACGUGAGGAAGAAAGUACCGGAAGUCCGUCUCCGCUCCGGAUGCGGCUCUCGGCCUAGCGAAAGCCGGAGGGAAAAAAGCGUCAGCUGGCGGAGGGACUGAGGCGAAGGCGGCGCGAUGAGCGACGGCUCCGGGGACCCCGCCGCGGAGACCCCGCCCGAGGCCGGAAGAGGAGUCCGGAUCGUUGUCGAGUACUGCAAGCCCUGCGGCUUUGAGUCCGCGUACCUGGAGCUGGCGAGUGCAGUCAAGGAGGAGUAUCCAGAUGUGGAGAUCGAGUCCCGACUUGGAGGAACAGGCGCCUUUGAGAUUGAAAUAAAUGGCCAGCUGGUCUUCUCCAAGCUCGAGAACGGAGGAUUCCCCUACGAGAAAGAUCUCAUCGAAGCCAUCCGGAGGGCCAGAAAUGGGGAGCCGCUCGAGAAGAUCACCAAGAGCCGUCCGCCGUGCGUCAUCCUUUAGCCCCGCCCUCCCCACUUCCUGUCUUUUGAUGCCCCCCUCCUUUUCUCCUGCCCCUCACCCCAGCUGACUUCUAGCUCUCCUGACCUCUGCCUCCAGGUGUAAGGACCUGACUAAGUGGGGCUGCAGGAGCAGCGUCAAGGUAUUUUUGGUUGUUUCAGGCCAGGGAUCCUUAUAGGCAAGAGCCACAGGAAGGGAUUGUGGGGUGGGGACCUCGGGGCCUGUCAAAAUAGGCUGGGCAAGCCUUUCUCCUUCAGGGAAGUUCUCCUCAGCCCUCAUUUUUAGACGAGGAUGGACUCACGUCUUCACUUAACAGCCGCAUUUGCGAUCUGCCAUCUCAGCAUAGAGCUCUUCUCCCCCCCCCCCUUUUAGAACCUGGUCCUCUUUCUCGUGUGCGAUGUUGGGGCUUUGUUCUGGGAUGCAGGCUCCUUUUUCCUCCCCUUCUGACCAGAGCAAGCUCUUUAUAAGGCCUGAAGCACUGGAGGGACUUUUGCUAAAGGGUCUUGAAAAUACCACUCUGAGCAGGAUUUGUGCUAUAAAGGAGGUUCGGAAGGACAGCACGCCCCUCCUGUGUAGUGGAGAAUGGGACGGGAGCAGAGUUUUAAAUCAUUGCUUCCUGGCAAAAAAAACCCUCUCGCCGUGAGCAAUGCAGCAGUAGCAGCUAUACUGGACCCCCCCCAACACAGCUUUAAAGAAGGUCUUGUGUAAUUUAAGGUUUAACAUCCACCUUUCAGUGUCGAGCAUGACCCGGCUGAAUGUUUCCGAACAGGAAGGUUGGAGCUUACCGGAGCCCUAUGAAUUUUCGACAGGAAGUCCCUUUUUGGGCUUUUCUGCAUUAUUUUCCCUCGCUUGCACGUUCUGUUUCGGGGGGGGGGGAGUUCCGCCACGUGUUUUGCUCCUAGUGGUGUAUUCAGUAUUGCUGCACCAGUUGAUGUCUGACAUAAAAACCUGCAGUUUAAAUCUGCAGGGAGGUACAGUGGGCAUAAUUUGGAUGUAGUAUUGAAUCGACCACUAGAGGGAGCAAAAUGUGUGCAGAACAGACCCCCCCACCCCCUAAAGAAACAGGCACUUACAAGCAAGGAAAAUGAGAAUGUAGCAAAGCCCUCUGUUGCGCAGGAAAGGUCAGGUGCUUUGGGGGAGGGCCCGGACAUGGCCCCAGCAACAGGCAGGACUUAGGAGGGAUCCUUCCCAAACCUUAUUCGGGGGGGGGGGGGGAAAUGGGACAAAAGAGAGGAAUAGGCUGAGCUCUUUUUUAAAAACCACACCUGCCCAACUCGCUGUUUGCCAGCCAGGUGCUUGGAACCACUCAGGAGCCCCCUAGGCCGGUUGAAAAGAGGAAUGUGAACGAGUGGUAAGUUCCAAAGUUCUGUCUCUCAGUCUCAGGCUUCAGACUCUCAAGUCUGAAGCCUGAGACUGAGAGACAGAACUUUGGAACUUACCACUCAUUUACAUUCCUCUUUUCAACCGGAGCGCCGACGCUUUCCCGAACGUUUAAACGUCUGCCCGACUCUUGCCUGUCGCUCGCCAAGAGUUGUAGACCCAUUUUUAAGCAUUUACAAAAAAAAAAA